AUACAAAAAUAAACAACAAACUAAACUAUAAACAAAUCUACAACAUUCAAGGGAGUUCUCUCAAACCAUGCAGUAUACCAUGCUAUUACAAUUUAAUUCAUACAUACAUGUACACUAAACAUGUAUUAUAAUGAUAUUAAAAAUCUUAUAUUUUCAUUCUCACCUCAAGUGCUGACAAUGAAUUAAAGUUUUCAAUAUCUUCAGAUAUUUCUUUGAUUUCGUUAGAUGAUAGAUCCAGUCUAGUCAGUUCGACCUAGUCCCACCAUCUCUCAUCAACAUCAAAUGAAGCAGUACUACCAUCAGGAGGAUCAAUAUUGAGUCUCCACAGUUUAGGAGGAAUAACACUAAUGGCCCUGUGAUUAUACAAAUUCACCUACUAACUUUCCCACAUCCACAUGAUCAUUAAUGCGUCAUGAAAUGAAAAUAAAAAAAUCAUUUAACAGAUCAAUUUUGGUGAAUUAAAAAACAUGUUACAAGUCUCACACAGCCUCCUACCUGUUUGACAAGUUCAGUGAACCGGUUUUACGAGCUUGUUUCAAUAAGGAUUCUGGUACAGUUCCCUCCUUACCUACCCCAUCACUUUGACUAGGAGAAUUGAAGAAGUUGGGAUUUGGUUUGAGUCUAGUAGAACCAGCAGGAGAUUUUCUACUGGCACCACGACUGGAACUCAUUUUAUGAAUUUUGGAUAAAUGGGUGUGGUCUUAUGUUGCAUAGUUUGGGUGGGGCUGGUAUUUUGGAAGAAUGGCAUCUAAAAACUAUCAACCAGUGAAGAGAUGGGGACAGUCCACAGUAAAGGUAGGAGACUACCUAUAUAUGUGGGGUGGGUACGGGUCUGGAGUACACUAUGAUGUGAUGGAGGUGUAUCACUUACCAACUGGUGCUUGGGACCAGAAACCUACUAUUGGCACCCCACCACCAGGUACCAGGGGCUAUUCAUCUGUCGCCAUAGGAAAGGGCAUAUAUUAUUUCGGUGGGCGUGAAGUUGAUGAUCAAAACAGCUUACAUUCCUUCGAUGUGGAUUCAUUCAAGUGGAGAGAACUCUCUCCUUCUAGUUCUGAUCAUGGUCCAAUGAAAAAGGCCUACUGUGGAAUGGUAUCAGUUAAUUUUGACGGUGAAGACUAUCUUAUAGUAAUUGGAGGAGAUGGAUCAUCUUCUAUCAAUACUCCAAAGCAAUCUGAUGCUCAGUAUUCAACUGGUGGUAGAUGUAAUGAGAUACAUUAUUACAGGAUUUCAUCAGAUCAAUGGAUAUUUCCUGUUAUUACUGGAGACAGACCACCUCCUAUUGAGUCCUUCACUCUAACACCAGUUACUAAUAACACUGCGGUAAUGUUCGGAGGCUCUACUGAUAAUGGAUGGAGUAAUAAACUGUAUAUGAUAAGUUUCACUAAAACAUCAGUUGAUAUAUUAGAAGUACCUAAUCCUGGAGGAUCAGUACAAUGGCCUGAGAGAAGAUAUGGUCAUUCCAGUAUUAAUCUACCAGUCAAUGUCACUACGAGAUUUCGUCAUUCACUCUCAGUGUGGAGUGUUACCCCAACUACUAACUGGAUAAUUGAGUUUGGAGGAAAUACAUCAUACACAGAUGCAGCUGUUAUUGAACUCAUGGAUUAG
Molecule: messenger RNA, 1608 nt
Organism: Amphimedon queenslandica
Lineage: Eukaryota; Metazoa; Porifera; Demospongiae; Haplosclerida; Niphatidae
Product: host cell factor-like
Exons: 6
Coding region: 742-1608 (288 amino acids)
Molecular function (GO): protein binding
Source: RefSeq, a predicted model, not a curated record